GUGGGCGGCAGCAAAGCAUAGACUUGUACACCAAGUCCUUUGUGUAGUAUCGCCACGCCCCCAUUUUCAGCCUUCGACACAGUUCACAGAACAACCGAGUGUCAGCAAACAAGCGAUCAGCUGCGACACAAUUUUUUAAGGUAGACAAUAACAACAAAGCAACAAGUACGAGCGGGAAGUGUAUGUUUAUUGCACAAUUAAUUUCGGUUGAGUAUAAAGGUACAGUAUACAUGCUAUUGAUGGUUGUUGUGUAUUUCACAGAUUUGAACUACAUUAGUAGGACAAAAAAUCCCGAAAUUUUGGGACGGAGGAAACAAUUACUGGACGAAGAAAGGCCCGCUCUUCUUGACAACAGGCUGGAUACAAGAUACCACGUGCGGAAAUAGCUCGUCUGUUUUGUUUUUAAGGGUGGGGGAUUAAACGGAAUGGCAGAACUUAACAGCAGCAAAUACACUUCUUGGAAUACUACUAGUGUAUACGAGGUAGACACGGCAUAUGCUGCCCGCUGUCUUCUUACUUUAGCUGCAGCGAAAAACAGAAAAGCACACUCCGAACUGUCUGCCGUCUCGGGCCUAAAACGCGAGUCUGAACAGGAAACGACUAAGCACGGUGGCGAAGAAAACAACAAGAACGAUAGCGAGGUGUCAGUAGUAUCGGUAGCCCGUAUUCUUGCCGAUUUGAAGUGUUUUUCCCCUUCUCAUUCUGACUGUCCUCCGUCCCCUACAAAUUCAUUGGACUGCUACUCUGGGGGUUGUUUAGAGAAUUUUGAUAGUGGGUAUUCGGAGAGCGACCAGUCUAGGUCUGGAACACCUGUCGAGAUGGAUAAGCAACGUGGUGGAGGGAAACAAAGGACCAGGCGAAAUCGGUCCCGAAGUAACAGUGGCAAUCAAUUCAACACGAAGAAACAUGAGUGUCAUUAUCCAAAUUGUUCAAAGGUUUACGGGAAAUCAUCUCAUCUUAAAGCUCACCUGCGAACACAUACGGGUGAAAGACCAUUCCCAUGUACCUGGACAGAUUGCAACAAACGCUUUGCAAGAUCAGAUGAACUCGCCCGUCACUACCGUACCCAUACCGGUGAGAAGAAGUUUGUAUGUCCACUGUGUGAGAAACGAUUCAUGCGUAGCGAUCAUCUCAUGAAACAUGCCCGUCGGCAUCCAGAUUUUGAGCCGUCAAUGAUUCAGCGCCAGAGAGAUACUCGUCAAUAAAAUAGCAUAGAGUUGUAUUGUAAAAUAAAUUUCAAAUGGAUGCAGUAGCAGACAAAUUUCAGUGUUAUUUAUACCAGUUGCAAAUGGUAAAAUUACAUUUGAUCAAGAUCAAAAUAAGACUAUCUUGCCAGCAAUAGUCUUCUUUUCUGUUUUCCAAAAAAUACUAGUUAGAAAAUAUUCAGACCAAUCAGAGCUUAGUAAUUUCCUUCUCUACACAAAAAUUUAAAAAAAAUCACAGCUGUGAAGCUUUCUGUACACUCUAGUUUUCCGUAACAAAUAUACCCAUACUGUAUGGUAUGUUGCAAUUCAUAAAAACCAUGGCAACUCACAGAUAUUUUUUAUAUAAAACUUGAUAGGGUUGGCAUAUCUUUUAAAAAUCAAAGGUGGUGCAAAGUCCUCUCAUGCACUUUAUUUAUUUAUUUUUUUUUUGUAAAGAAGGAAAAUACAUUGCUCUAAUUGGUCAGUAUAAUUUCCCCUUAGUACUUUGAAAAUGAAAACUAAAGUCCCAUGUAUUUUGGGUUUUAAAAUAAUAACCACUGGGCUAAGUAUGAAAUUCACCUUUUCAAACAUACAUCGUACAAGUAUUUUGGGUUCCUCAGAAAUGCAAAAAUAUAAUACAUCUUUUUAGGUUGGUUGAGCUUGGGAAACCCAGAUUACUGAUUGGUUUUAAGAAGAUUUUUAAAGAACAAGUUUCAAAUGCUGCCAUAUUUUAAGUAGCUUGAGGUAAUAUAAUAUUUAUGAUGGGUUGAGAUGGUAACGCACUGUGUCAGCACUGUGUCAAACUACUGUUGGCGGAGAGAUUCGUCUGUUAGUUUGUAUGGAUAUUGAACUGAACUCUAGGCAUUUACUCCAAUUUACUAACUUAUGCAUUUUUCUAUCUUUAGGCCUUUAAUAAUUUUAAUAUUAAAUUAUAUUCUGUAUAGUAAAAUCUUCAGUUUAAGAUAUUUUAUGGAAUAGUUAGAUUAAACUAAGUUGUAUCUUUUAACUUAAUUCUUAAACUGAAGUAUUAUGAGUCAUUCCUUAGUCCUAUAAGGUAACCUGUAGCUAAUAUUUAUCAAUACAUAUGAACAUUAUUCAUUGCAAUUUGUAUAACUAAUUACGUGUGUAGAUUGUUCUAAAUAUUUUGCUCAAAAAAAAACCAUACCUGGCUUUGUGGUUAAAGUUGUUUAUAUUGUGCUGAAUGAUGAUGAUCUAGUCUGCUAGAUGUUCAUUUUGUAAUGCAUGUACUGUAUUUAUGAAGCAUGCCCUCUAUUUCAAGUAGGUUCAGAAAAGUGUCAAGCUUAAUAGUAGAUUUCCUGUUUUGAGGCACAUAGCAAUUAUUAAUUAAGAAAUCUAUGAAUGUAGGCCAACAGGAGGUUUGUUACUCUAUAUCAAACUCCUCCCCAGUCCCAACCCAUAGGGCAUUAUGUGGAAUUGCAGUAUAUAUUAAAGGGAGCAGUGCCUGCUAAAAUAAUUGCAAUGUUUGUUUUUUUAAUGGAAUAUGUAAUUUUUGGCAGCCCUCUGUGUGCUCUGCUGUGCAUGCUCUGUGUACACUCCCAUUGCCCCACUCCCAUGUUAAUAACCUAGAGGGUCAUGUUAAUUUUUUUUAAUGAAUGUUUAAUGUUUCAAUGUUAAUCUUUAGUAUGCUGUCACAAUGGUUCUAACAAUGUGAUGGUUUCUGUACAUUUUGACCAUAAUGAUAAGGAUAAAUUUAACAUUAUAAUGAUAUUUACAGAAAGAAAAAGCUGUAAAUAUACUAGUAGUGCCAACAAAAACAAGGUAAACUAGACAAAGAAAUAACCUGCAGUGCAUCGUCCUGAUGUUGUGUAUAAAAUUACUUGAUAAUGACAUCACAAACAUAACAUUAACAAAUGGUAAAGUAGAUUAUAUUGAUAAGUAGAUAAAACAUGGUUGAUAUGAAUUAAUGAAAUGAACGGAAUAGAAUGGUAUGGAAGGGUAAUUUUUAAACAGAUGGAAGGUAUAGUUGAUUCAAAAACAUGAAAUAUGUAGAAAUGUAUGCAGCUGAUAUGAAAAAAAAACAGCUAAUGUACUGUAUGUAUGGUAAAGAUGGGUGCUAAACUCAUGUAUUUUAGACAAAUAAAAGUGCAUUUUGUGCAAUUGAAUGGUGAAGAAAGGUAUUGAACCUUGCUAUAUAAUCUGCAGGUCAGGUUAUAUAAUCAUGGUGCCAAAAGAAAGGGUAUUGUCUUAUUUUUUUGCUAAAUGCUGUAAAAUAAUGUAUGCCAUAGAUGAAAGGUACGGAUUGGUAGUACAUUACCUGGCUUUGAUUUUGUUUAUAGUUUUCAUGUAUAAUAUAACCCUAUAUAUAAUCUAGUUUUAUAGUAAGUAUAUAUUCUGUAUAUAUAUUUUGAUUGUGAAAAUCUAUUGUUUUUGUUUUGUUUUUUUUCAAAAAUCUUGUUUCUGUGAUGGAAUGUAAAGAAAAGCAAGGUAAAGGUACUUAAAAUGAAUUUAUCCUAACAGCUUCAUAGCUAUAGAUGUUUUAAUUUUGUUAGUAUACAGUAAUUUAUUUAUUAAUACAAUAUUUGAAGAUAAUGCCACUAACAUAAAUAAGAUAACUUUUCAAGAAACUGCAGUAGUAGAUUUAUUUUCUUAAGUCCUUUUUUUCACUUCGUCUUCAAGUUCAUAGAGUUGGAGAAAGAAUGUUUCUUUGAGACGGGUAUGAUUAUGGUAUCAAGAGAGUUGAAAUGAUAUCUCAUUUGUAUGACAAUUAUUUGAAACAGAAAUAAAAGACCAUUUACAUUUUUACAAACAAAAA
Molecule: messenger RNA, 3957 nt
Organism: Anneissia japonica
Lineage: Eukaryota; Metazoa; Echinodermata; Crinoidea; Comatulida; Comatulidae
Product: Krueppel-like factor 9
Exons: 2
Coding region: 426-1205 (259 amino acids)
Biological process (GO): regulation of transcription by RNA polymerase II
Molecular function (GO): RNA polymerase II cis-regulatory region sequence-specific DNA binding; DNA-binding transcription factor activity, RNA polymerase II-specific
Source: RefSeq, a predicted model, not a curated record